Racocetra fulgida is the source of this 355-nucleotide messenger RNA. The record is from the annotation of a GenBank genome assembly. Lineage: Eukaryota; Fungi; Glomeromycota; Glomeromycetes; Diversisporales; Gigasporaceae.
AUGCUUAGUGAACUUCCGGAAACCCAGCAAAUUGCACAACAAUCCAAUAAUGCUAAUGAAACUGAAAAAGAAAGACGAAUGAGAUUAAGAAGAGAAGCAGACAGACGUCGAAGAGAAAAUGAGACUACUACUUCAAGCACUAUACCCUCUAAUAGUGUUAACAUAACUACUGCAGAGCUGUCUUCAACUAUUUCACCAGCUAAUAUUUCUACCAACACUCACGCAACUUCUUCGGAUUCGAUUACAAAUGUUUCUUCAAAUAGCGUUAUUACGACCACUUCAGAGUUAUCUACAAGUACGUUUUCAGAUACUGCUUUGUCAAACAUUACUACAAAUGUUUCAGAAACAUCUACAA